Messenger RNA from Penicillium cataractarum, 1698 nucleotides. Its product is annotated as fungal specific transcription factor domain-containing protein. Gene Ontology annotation, biological process: DNA-templated transcription; positive regulation of transcription from RNA polymerase II promoter by galactose. The transcript has a single exon. The coding region runs from base 1 to 1698 and encodes 565 amino acids. Gene Ontology annotation, cellular component: nucleus. NCBI's taxonomy places the organism in Eukaryota, Fungi, Ascomycota, Eurotiomycetes, Eurotiales, Aspergillaceae. The record is from RefSeq and is a predicted model, not a curated record. Gene Ontology annotation, molecular function: zinc ion binding; RNA polymerase II cis-regulatory region sequence-specific DNA binding; DNA-binding transcription factor activity, RNA polymerase II-specific.
AUGCCCGAUGUUUUUGAUUUUACUGAUUCACCGAGUAUACCCGGUAUUCCGGCCAACUUUCCACAAUUCAACCCUACUUUGCAUCCAAAUGAGCGACUGCUGACUCGAUGCGCGAGUGAAGAAGCUCACAUGACGACUCGUCCGAUAACGCCAAGCACAAGACAGCCCAAAGUUGCAGGCAUACAUUUCUUGAAGGACGGACUACCUUCUGGAGACUUUCCGUCCCUACUCCCAGGACUCUUUUUGAAGAAGGAUUCCUGCGAGAGUCGGUACCAAGGCUUGAAUUCUAUUGGCGCGACUUUGUCGUCAUGCCUAGUUUAUGCUAGGAAUCACUCCCCCGAGUUUGGAGAGCAUAGACUUCUCCAGUAUCUUAUCCACGGUAUUACCUACAUGGAUGAAGCCAACAAAUGCGUUGCGCCAAGAAUAGAUCCUCAAGAUCUUCCGGAUCGUUCUCUUGUGGAGUAUGGAGUCGACUUGUUUUUCAAAAACGUUUACCUGCGGUAUCCGAUCGUCAGUGCAGAACUAAGGACGUCAUGGAUUCGCUGGUAUGAAGGCUCUUCCAGCCCACCAGAUCCUAUCCAAUUCCUUUGCGUUUGUCUCAUGACCGCAAUUGGAGCAAUAAUGCAUCCCAGCGGCCCCACGGAAGAGAUGCAGGCCAAAAUUUCUGCCCUGCACCUACGGGCUUGGUCAAUGAUGGACUAUGUGUUGGCCUACCCGUACACAGGGUCGGUGCAGGUAAUUCUUCUUCACACAUUGUACUUCACGCAGCAAGGCAAGUUGGGAAUUGCAUGGUCGACGUGUGGUACCGCGCUACGCGCAGCAGAGUCUAUAGGUCUGCACCGACAUACACCCGGCGAUCUGCAGCUGAGUGACGAACUUGUUAGGCUCCGUGCAAGGUUAUGGUGGACCGCCUAUAGCCUUGACGCCUUUUUAUCAUUAUGCGAGGGUCGGCCGACUGGGACAUCGCCAGACAAAACAGACACAAAAAUUGAGCCUCUUACGCCUGAAGAAUGUUUUGAUGACAGUGACUUGGUGCCAGGCCCCAUGAUCUAUGCCUGGUAUGUCAAACUGGCAUGUAUUGUGAACGAAGUCGCAGAUAUCAUCGGCCGCGAGAAAACUCCGAAUGAGUGCUUGUACCGCCUUGCAGAGUUGGACUUGAAGCUCAUUGCCUGGCGCGACUCAAUUCCUCUAGAAUUUCGACCCGAGCAGGAGAACCUGGCCCCUGUCCAACUGCAGCAUCACGUUGCUUGGUUACACGUGCAGUUCUUCAACGUCCUACGGACCUUGCACUGGACGUCAACUUUGCUUACUCACAGAAGAGAUGAGAUAUUCCUUGCCGACGGGUACCCCCGGCUCCGAUCAAGUGAGGCUAUUUGUGUCGCAUCAGCUCGAUCCCUGAUCAGGACAUCGAAUAGUGGGUCGGAAGUCUCUGAUACCAGGGGACUUCGCAUAUUGGGUGUCCCGUCGGCAUUUUUCCUGGCUGCAACAUCCACCAUUUUCAUGCAUAUUUUGAAAGAGCCAAGACGCCUUUCUGCUAAGGCAGACGUCGAAUAUCUCCGAGCGGGGAUACACCACUUGACUUCCACAUACUUUGCAGCCCAGGUUGGGCAAGGCCAGGAAAUCUUUUUGCAAAUGCUACAGAUUGCAGAAACUGCAACGGAUUCGUUUAAUUGUAUGACUAACAGGGUAAAUGUUUGA